Molecule: messenger RNA, 1814 nt
Organism: Dipodomys ordii (Ord's kangaroo rat)
Lineage: Eukaryota; Metazoa; Chordata; Mammalia; Rodentia; Heteromyidae
Gene: Atl3
Product: atlastin GTPase 3
Exons: 12
Coding region: 127-1647 (506 amino acids)
Biological process (GO): protein homooligomerization; endoplasmic reticulum organization
Molecular function (GO): GTP binding; GTPase activity
Source: RefSeq, a predicted model, not a curated record
AGUCCCUCCUUCUCCCCAAGUUUCUUCCAGAGCUCAGGCCACGCCCGUUUCCCGCCUCCAGGGCCCGGUUCCCGCCCGCCUCAGCCCGCCCCUCUCUGCGCCCCUUCUGCUGAAGGCAGAGGCUCCAUGUUGUCCCCUCAGCGACCUGUAGUGGCGGCCUCGAGAGGAGCAGGUGAUGCCAUGGAAAACAGAAAGCCUGGUCCAGUGCAGGUUGUUUUGGUUCACAAAGAACAACAUUCCUUUGAGCUAGAAGAGAAAGCUUUGGCUAGCAUCCUUCUACAGGAACACAUUCGAGAUCUUGAUGUGGUGGUGGUGUCAGUGGCUGGUGCCUUCCGAAAGGGCAAAUCCUUUAUUCUGGACUUCAUGCUGCGAUACUUGUAUUCUCAGAAGGAAGGUGGCCAUUUAAACUGGUUGGGUGACCCAGAAGAACCAUUAACAGGAUUUUCGUGGAGAGGAGGCUCUGACCCAGAAACCACUGGAAUUCAGAUAUGGAGUGAAGUUUUCACUCUAGAGAAGCCAGGUGGGAAGAAGAUUUACAAUUUGUCCCAGAACAUUCAGGAAGAUGAUCUUCAACAGCUGCAGCUCUUUACAGAAUACGGUCGUCUGGCAAUGGAUGAAAUUUUCCAAAAACCCUUCCAGACACUGAUGUUUCUAAUUCGAGACUGGAGUUUCCCUUAUGAAUAUAACUAUGGACUACAAGGAGGAAUGGCAUUUUUGGAGAAACGUUUACAGGUCAAGGAACAUCAACAUGAAGAAAUUCAGAAUGUUCGAAAUCAUAUUCACUCAUGUUUCUCGGAUGUCACCUGUUUUCUCUUACCACAUCCAGGACUCCAGGUGGCCACAAGCCCUGAGUUUAAUGGGAAAUUGAAAGAUAUUGCUGGUGAAUUCAAAGAGCAGUUGCAGGUACUGAUACCAUAUGUACUAAACCCAUCUAAGUUAAUGGAAAAGGAGAUCAAUGGCUCAAAAGUCACCUGCCGGGGACUACUGGAGUAUUUUAAGGCAUAUAUUAAAAUUUACCAAGGAGAAGAUCUGCCUCACCCCAAAUCCAUGCUUCAGGCUACCGCUGAAGCCAACAAUUUAGCAGCUGCAGCCUCUGCAAAGGACGUUUAUUAUAACAACAUGGAAGCGGUUUGUGGGGGAGAGAAACCUUAUUUGUCUCCAGACAUUUUAGAACAGAAGCACUGUGAAUAUAGGCAACUUGCUUUGGACCAAUUUAAGAAGACCAAAAAGAUGGGCGGGAAGGAUUUCAGCUUUCGUUAUCAGCAGGAGCUGGAGGAAGAAAUUAAGGAGCUGUUUGAGAACUUCUGCAAGCACAAUGGUAGCAAGAAUGUCUUCAGCACCUUCCGAACCCCAGCAGUGCUGUUCACAGGCAUUGUGGCUUUGUAUAUAGCCUCAGGCCUCACUGGUUUCAUUGGUCUGGAGGUUGUGGCCCAGCUGUUCAACUUCAUGCUUGGCCUACUGCUAAUAGCCCUCCUCACCUGGGGGUACAUCAGAUAUUCCGGUCAAUAUCGAGAGCUAGGUGGAGCUAUUGAUUUUGGUGCAGCAUAUGUGUUAGAGCAGGCUUCUGCUCAUUUUGGUAAUUCUACUCAGGCUGCUGUGAGGGAUGCAGUUGUUGGACGACCACCUGUGGAUAAAAAAUCUCAAUAGCAUCUUAACUACAAGAUUCAAGAGCCCUGCUGGCCCCUAGUUCUCUGGUUUCUGCCACUGCCACCACGGGUCCAGGUCCAGAGGAAUGGCAGGUCUGGGACUGUCUGGGAAGAGCUGAAACAGGGAACUGUAAUAAAUGAUGUGACCUUUCCUGUGUUUUCAAAUUC